Salvelinus namaycush (lake trout) is the source of this 1372-nucleotide messenger RNA. It is a transcript of the gene lin52, whose product is annotated as lin-52 DREAM MuvB core complex component. Bases 454 to 792 code for a protein of 112 amino acids. The transcript has 6 exons. Gene Ontology annotation, cellular component: DRM complex. Gene Ontology annotation, biological process: regulation of DNA-templated transcription. The record is from RefSeq and is a predicted model, not a curated record. NCBI's taxonomy places the organism in Eukaryota, Metazoa, Chordata, Actinopteri, Salmoniformes, Salmonidae.
UGGCCGUGUGGGAACACAACCAUUUUUCUUCUUGAUUUGAAAGAUAAGGUCCUUAUGAUUCAAAAACGGUUCUGCAAUCGUCGCGUGUUAAUGUAAAGAUUUGAGCGUCGGGGUCUUAACAAAAUCCCCCGUACAGAAGUAGCCUUUGUCCAAUGACUCUUAUGUGUAAUGUAAUGGAACUGAGUCGUUAUCAAGGGCUAGAUAGAAACAGGCUGACAAUAUUUGUAGAAUCAAUAUUACUGCUAUGUAAUCAUUGAGGUUCAUCUAGAUUUUUUUUUCAAGAAAUACAGUCACAGAUGGAGAUAGGAAAGCUUUUUUCUUGGAGACGGAUUUAUCGAUAAGAAUAUUUGAUGCAAUUUGUGUGGCACCACCUGCUGACAGAAGUUUACAGUGCAGCUUGGUGCAGACACGUCAACCCAUUGGUUGCAUUAUAUCACGUGUGUGGAUCUGAAGAUGGCGUCUCCAAAUGGAGGUGAUGAUUUUGAAUCAUCUCUGCUGAGUUUUGAGAAGCUGGAUAGAGCAUCUCCUGACCUAUGGCCAGAGCAAUUGCCAGGAGUCGCAGAUUUUGCUGCAUCAUGCAAAAAUCCAAUUACCAAUUCUCUGCCCAAAUGGAUGGCUGAACUGGAGAGUGAGGACAUUGAAAUGUUAAAAGAGCUGGGGAGCCUGACCACAGCCAACCUGAUGGAGAAGGUCAAAGGGCUACAGAAUUUGGCCUACCAGCUGGGCCUUGAGGAGUCCAGGGAGAUGACCAGGGGAAAGUUCCUGAACAUCCUGGAGAGACCCAAAAAGUGAAGACCCCAGGACUGCUCUUUACACAGGAUGUGUCUGCACAGAGAGUAAUACAACACCCAGACGACUGACUUGAGACAGAAGAGGAAUCAGACCUAUGCCUUUAUGUAUACACUCAUACUACUACUACCACCAUCAAGUCCCUGAAUUUGAAUAUUGACACUGGGGCUAAAUUCACUCACUGCGGAGUUCCGCUCGAGUCAAAGGGCUGCAACACUUUUCACCCCCUGACCUGUACAUUUCUUUUGUCCUCAAAGGCAGUUCCAUUUACUUUUAGAAUGAUUUGAAAUGGUGAAUUACUUUCCUGUUUAGCUAGCUCGUAGGACUGUUUUUAAAUGUGUAUAUUCUGUAUUUAUUAUUUUGCUAUUUGGAGCAUUAUUUUUUUUUUUUAUGCAAUUUGUCAAAGGAUAUUGUGUAAUUCUUUUUUUUUAAUUAUAAAUUGCUCCCUCUUUUAGGCUAUAACAUGUUUAUUAAUUGUCCUUGUAAUCAAACUAAUUGGUAAUUACCCUCGGUGUGCAUCUCUGGAUACAAUUUAAUCUUUCAAUGGUUUAGGAUACAAUUAAAUUCACUUCAGAAACUGGUU